GUGAAUGGGGCGAGGCGGCUGUGGCUGAGGGCGAGCGCUGGCGCGCGGGAGGGCGCACUUUCUCCUCAGCGCUGGGCGGGGACGGCGGCGACAGCGGCGUCUCUUCAGCGCCAGCCAGACCCAUCGGGAGACGCGGCGCGGCCGGGCGCUCUCGUCGCGGGGCCGCUGAAGGCAGUGUGAGGGGAAUUUCCCUGUUGACAACUUCGCCUCCGCCGCGCCCCUCAGCUCCCGCUGCCGCCCCCAGCACCUGGCCGCCCCACGAGCGCUCGACCGGAGACCACCGCCCGCCCGUCCCUUUUGCGGGGUCUGAGGCCGGGGGCGGGCGGCCGCGGCCCCUCAGUAUGGCCCGUGGUGCCCGGCCGGCAGGCGGCGGGGGCGCGGCGCGGCAGGGGCGGCCGCGGGGGUCCCUGUCCGGCCCUGAGCGGCGGCGGCUGCUGCACCGCGGAGUCCGCGAGGCGCCCGAGAGCCCCGGCCAGGACGUGGGGUGGCGCGGCGGGCGGCCGACUCCAAAGUUAAGCGCAGGCCGGCGGCGCGGGUGGUGGGCGCUCCUGACGCUCCAGCUGCACUUGCUCCAGGCGCUGGCUCAAGAUGAUGUUGUGCCAUAUUUUAAAACGGAGCCAGGCCUACCACAGAUUCACCUGGAAGGGAAUCGUCUUGUUCUCACUUGCCUUGCUGAGGGGAGCUGGCCUUUGGAAUUCAAGUGGAUGCGCAAUGACAGUGAACUUACCACCUACACCAGCGAAUAUAAGUACACGAUUCCGUCUUUACAGAGGCUUGAUGCUGGAUUUUACCGCUGUGUGGUGCGAAACAGAAUGGGAGCUCUCCUGCAAAGAAGAUUGGAAGUUCAAGUCGCAUUUAUGGGAAAUUUCAUGGAUACAGGCCAGAGGAAGACGGUUUCUCAAGGACAUGCAGCAGUUCUCAACUUACUGCCCAUUACCAGCUGCCCCAGACCUCAGGUGACUUGGUUCAGAGAAGGGCACAAGAUUAUUCCAAGCAACAGAAUAGCCAUCACUCUGGAGAAUCAACUGGUGAUCCUUGCAGCGACAGCAAGCGACGCUGGGGCCUACUACGUGCAGGCUGUCAAUGAAAGGAAUGGAGAGAACAAGACGAGCCCACCCAUUUAUUUGAGCAUAGCAAGAGAUGUUGGCACACCUGAAACCGUGGCCCCUGUCAUUGUGGUUCCCCCAGGCAACAGAAGUGUGGUAGCUGGGGCCAGCGAGAUCACCUUGGAAUGCAUAGCCAAUGCCAGGCCUGUUGAGGAGCUGAGCGUGAACUGGAAGAGGAACGGGGUGAGGAUCACCAGUGGGCUCCACAGCUUUGGGAGACACCUCACCAUCAGCAACCCGACAUCGGCAGACACCGGGGUAUAUGUCUGCGAGGCAACACUAGGAGGGAGCCCUUUGGAGCCGGCCAGAGCAAAUGCCUUUCUUUCUAUCAUAGAGCCACCAUAUUUUACUGUAGAACCUGAGAGUCAGAUUUUGGCAGAAGUGGAAGAAAACGUGGACAUCGUAUGUCAAGCCAUGGGGGUCCCUCUUCCCACCCUCCAGUGGUACAAGGAUGCUGUCGCCAUCAGCCAGCUCCAGAAUCCUCGAUACAAAAUGCUAGCAAGUGGAGGCCUGCACAUCCAAAAGCUGCGUCCGGAGGAUUCUGGAAUCUUCCAGUGCUUUGCCAGUAAUGAAGGAGGGGAGAUCCAGACCCAUACCUACCUGGGCGUCACCAAUGUUGCACCAGCGUUUACUCAGCUUCCCGUGGACACCACCGUGACCGAUGGGAUGACAGCCAUUCUGAGGUGUGAGGUGUCCGGGGCCCCCAAACCUGCCAUCACGUGGAAGAGAGGAAAACACAUUCUGGCCAGUGGCUCUGUGCAGAUUCCCAGGUUCAUGCUCCUUGAAUCCGGGGGUCUACAGAUAACCCCUGUCUUCAUCCAGGAUGCUGGCAUCUACACCUGCUACGCAGCCAACACAGAGGGAUCCCUGAGCGCGUCCGCAGCUCUGACCGUGUGGAAUCGAACAUCCAUCGUUAACCCUCCCAAGGACCGCGUGGUGAUCAAGGGGACCACGGCCACACUGCGCUGCGGAGCCACACAUGACCCCCGGAUCUCUCUCCGCUACAUCUGGAAGAAGGACAGCAUGGUCAUCAGCCCAUCUAGCAGCUCCAGAAUUGUGGUGGAGAAGGGCGGGUCCCUCCUCAUCAGCCAGACGUGGUCAGGCGACAUCGGGGACUACACCUGUGAGGUCGUUUCUGAAGGAGGGAAUGACUCCAGGGCGGCCCGGCUGGAAGUGAUUGAACUGCCUCAUCCACCUCAGAACCUUCUGGCCAGCCUGAAUUCUUCCUACAGUCAUGCUGUGGUGCUCUCUUGGGUUCGACCCUUUGAUGGAAACAGCCCAGUUCUUUAUUACAUUGUGGAGCUGUCUGAAAACAACUCCCCAUGGAAAGUGCAUCUGUCAAACAUUGGCCCUGAGAUGACAGGCGUCACUGUGCGUGGCCUGACUCCAGCUCGCACCUAUCAGUUCAGGGUGUGUGCCGUGAACCAAGUGGGCAAGGGCCAGUACAGUGCAGAGACAAGCAGGUUGAUGUUACCUGAGGAACCACCCAGUGCUCCCCCAAAAAAUAUAGUGGCUAGUGGGCGUACCAAUCAGUCCAUCAUGGUCCAGUGGCAGCCACCCCCAGAAACAGAGCACAAUGGAGUGCUUCGUGGGUACAUCCUCAGGUACCGCCUGGCUGGGCUGCCUGGAGAGUACCAGCAGAGGAACAUCACCAGCCCAGAGGUCACCUACUGCCUGGUGACAGAGCUGAUUAUCUGGACACAGUAUGAAAUACAGGUGGCAGCUUACAACGGGGCUGGCCUGGGCAUCUUCAGCAGGGCAGUGACCGAAUACACCUUACAAGGAGUGCCUACUGCACCCCCGCAGAACGUGCAGGCACAAGCUGUGAACUCCACGACCAUUCAGUUCCUGUGGAACCCUGCGCCUCAGCAGUUCAUCAAUGGCAUCAACCAGGGAUACAAGCUUCUAGCGUGGCCUGCUGAUGACCCUGAGGCUAUCACUGUAGUCACCAUUGCUCCAGAUUUCCAUGGAGUCCACCAAGGGUAUAUAGCUAACUUGAAGAAAUUCACUGCUUACUUCACGUCAGUUCUGUGCUUCACCACUCCAGGGGAUGGGCCUCCAAGUGCACCUCAGCUCAUAUGGACGCAUGAAGACAAACCAGGAGCUGUGGGUCAUCUGAGUUUCACAGAGAUUCUGGACACGUCUCUCAAGGUCAGCUGGCAGGAGCCCCUGGAGAAAAAUGGCAUCAUUACAGGCUACCUGGUUUCCUGGGAGGUAUACGGCAAGAAUGACUCCCGGCUCACGCACACUCUAAAUAGCACAACGCACGAAUACACAAUCAAAGGAUUGUCAUCUCUCACCACGUACACCAUUGACGUGGCUGCUGUCACUGCAGUGGGGGCGGGCCUGGUGACAUCGUCCACCAUUUCUUCUGGAGUGCCCCCAGAACUCCCUGGUGCCCCAUCCAACCUGGUCAUUUCCAACAUCAGCCCUCGCUCAGCUACUCUUCAGUUCCGGCCGGGCUAUGAUGGGAAGACGUCCAUCUCCGCAUGGAUCAUAGAGGGACAGGUUGGAGCCAUUGGUGAUGAGGAAGACUGGGUCAGCCUCUACGAGGAGGAGAAUGAGCCUGAUGCCCAGACACUGGAGAUCCCAAACCUCACACCCUACACUCAUUACAGAUUUCGCAUGAGGCAGGUGAACGUUGUUGGUGCCAGUCCUUUCAGCCAGGCCUCCCGCGUCAUCCAGACGCUGCAGGCCCCCCCUGAUGUGGCUCCAACCAGCAUCACCGUCCGAACUGCUAGUGAGACCAGUCUGCGGCUCCGCUGGGUGCCCCUGCCAGAUUCCCAGUACAACGGGAACCCCGAGUCAGUGGGCUACAGGAUCAAGUACUGGCGUCCUGACCUCCAGUCUCCGGCACUGGCCCAAGUCAUCAACGACCGGCUCGAGAGGGAAUUCACCGUUGAGGAGCUAGAGGAGUGGACAGAAUAUGAGCUACAGAUGCAGGCAUUCAAUGCCAUCGGGGCCGGACCCUGGAGUGAGGUGGUGCGGGGCCGGACACGGGAGUCAGUUCCUUCUGCCGCCCCUGAAAACGUGUCAGCUGAGGCCGUCAGCUCCACCCAGAUCUUACUGACAUGGGCUUCAGUACCCGAACAGGACCAGAAUGGGCUCAUAUUGGGCUACAAGAUUCUGUUCCGGGCCAAAGAUCUGGACCCUGAGCCCAGGAGCCACAUGGUGAGAGGGAACCACACGCAGUCCGUGCUCCUGGCGGGCCUUCGGAAGUACGUGCUGUAUGAGCUCCAGGUGCUGGCGUUUACCCGCAUUGGGAACGGGGUCCCCAGCGUACCCCUCGUCCUCGAGAGGACCAAAGAUGACGUCCCAGGCCCACCAGUGAGGCUUGUGUUCCCCGAAGUGAGACUCACCUCUGUGAGGAUCGUGUGGCAGCCACCUGAGGAGCCCAAUGGCGUCAUCCUGGGCUACCAGAUCGCCUACCGCCUGGCCAGCAGCCGCCCCAACACCUUCACCACAGUGGAGGUCGGCACCACUGUGAGGCAGUUCACGGCCACCGAGCUGGCCCCAGAGUCAGCAUACAUCUUCAGGUUGUCUGCCAAGACGAGGCAGGGCUGGGGGGAGCCUCUGGAGGCCACGGUCAUCACCACUGAGAAGAGAGAGCGGCCAGCACCCCCCAGAGAGCUUCUGGUGCCCCAGGCAGAAGUGUCCGCUCGUGGACUCCGGCUCCAGUGGGUCCCGGGCAGCGAUGGGGCCUCCCCGAUCCGGUACUUCACCGUGCAAGUGCGGGAGCUGCCUGGAGGAGAGUGGCAGACCUACUCCUCAUCCAUCAGCCAUGAGGCCACUGCCUGUGCCGUUGAAAGGCUGAGGCCCUUCACCUCCUACAAGCUGCGCCUGAAAGCCACCAAUGACAUCGGGGACAGUGACUUCAGUGCAGAGACAGAGGCUGUGACCACGCUGCAGGAUGUUCCGGGAGAACCUCCGAGUUUCAUCUCAGUAACGCCGCACACCACUUCCUCUGUUCUGAUCCAGUGGCAGCCUCCGAGGGAUGAGACCCUGAACGGCCUUCUUCAGGGUUACCGGAUCUACUACCGUGAGCUGGAGUAUGAGGCGGCCUCAGCCCCCGAGACCAAGACACUCAAAACCCCAUUGGCUUUACGGGCUGAGCUCACAGCCCAAAGCAGCUUCAAGACCGUGAACAGCAGCUCCACAUUAACGAUGUAUGAAUUAACACAUCUGAAGAGGUACCGGCGUUAUGAAGUCCUCAUGACGGCCUAUAACAUCAUCGGUGAGAGCCCGUCCAGUGCUCCCGUGGAGGUCUUCGUUGGCGAGGCGGCCCCGGCCAUGGCCCCGCAGAACGUCCGGGUGAACCCGCUCACGGCCAGCCAGCUGGAGGUCACAUGGGACCCACCGCCACCAGAGAGCCAGAACGGGAACAUCCAGGGCUACAAGAUUUACUACUGGGAGGCAGAUAGCCAGAACGAAACGGAGAAAAUGAAGGUCCUGUUCCUGCCUGAGACGGUGGUGAAGCUGAAGAACCUGACCAGCCACACCCAGUACCUGGUCAGCAUCUCUGCCUUCAAUGCUGCUGGUGACAGUCCCCAGAGCAGCCCCAGGCCAGGACGCACCCAUCAGGCAGCUCCUGGGACCCCCAGCUUUUUGGUGUUUUCAGAAGUAACUUCCACCACACUUAACGUCUCAUGGGGUGAGCCAGCGGCGGCCAAUGGCAUCCUGCAGGGCUAUCGCGUGGUGUAUGAGCCCUUAGCACCUGUCCAAGGGGUGAGCAAGGUGGUGACAGUGGAGGUGAAGGGCGACUGGCCACGCUGGCUGAAGGUGCGGGACCUCACCAAGGGAGUGACCUAUUUCUUCCGCGUUCAAGCACGGACCAUUGCCUACGGGCCCGAGCUACAAGCAAACGUCACAGCCGGGCCGCCUGAGGGUUCCCCAGGCUCCCCCAGAGGCGUCCUGGUCACCAAAUCGGCCUCUGAACUAACCCUGCAGUGGACAGAGGGAAACGCUGGCAAGGGGCCCACCACAGGCUAUGUCAUCGAGGCCAGGCCCUCAGAUGAAGGCCUGUGGGACACAUUCGUGAAGGACAUUCCCCGGAGCACCACUUCCUACACCAUCAGCCUGGAUAAGCUCAGGCAAGGAGUGACUUACGAGUUCCGGGUUGUGGCUGUGAACCAAGUGGGCUACGGGGAGCCCAGCAGCCCCUCCACAGCUGUGUCAGCCCAAGUGGAGGCCCUGUUCUACGAGGAGUGGUGGUUCCUCCUGGUGAUGGCGCUCUCCAGCCUGAUCGUCGUCCUGCUGGUGGUGUUCACCCUGGUCUUGCAUGGCCAGAACAAGAAGUACAAGAACUGCAGUGCAGGGAAAAGCAUCUCCAAUAUGGAGGAAUCCGUGACCCUGGACAACGGAGGAUUUGCUGCCUUGGAGCUCAACAGCCGCCACCUCAAUGUCAAGAACACCUUCUCAAAGAAGAACGGAACCAGGUCCCCACCCCGGCCGAGCCCUGGCGGACUGCGCUACUCUGAUGAGGACCUCUGCAGCAAAUACGACGGAGCCGUGCUAGCCGAUGGCGCAGACCUCAAGGAGAAGUCGGUGGACGCUUCGGAGUCCGAGGGCACAGGCUCCGAGUCCGAGGAUGGACCUCCCCAGCACUCCUUCGUCAACCACUACAUGAGCGACCCCACCUACUACAAUUCAUGGAAGCGGCGGGCCCCGCACAGGUACGAGGCGGUGGCGGGAGCCGAGGUGGGGCCGCACCUGCACACGGUGGUCACCACGCAGAGCGCCGUGUUCGCGCCCGCCGGCCCCGGCACCCGGACUCCGCUCACCGGCUUCUCCUCCUUCGUGUGACCGCCUCCGCGGGGUAACGGCCCUUCGGAGCCUAUCUUUAUUAAGACAAUCAACUCCGGUAACCGAGCUCAACCUGGUUUAAAGCAAAUUCUGAUAAGCGAUUAUCUUACCUACUUGUGAACCCUAGAUUUCAAUUAGGAAGGUUUUUUUAAUGGCUUUUUGUAACAUCGCUGCAGGAAGCAGUCUCUGGUUUUCUUUUCUUUUUACGAGAAGGUGUAUUUCCCUGGUGCGCCGGGACCUCGGGAGACCUCGGAGCCGCCCAGUGCUGGGCCUCGUCCUGACGCCCGGCGGAACGGCUGCAGGGCGGCAGGUGGGGAGCCCCCCGGGGCCUGCGCCUUCUCCCCAGCCGCACGCUCUCCCAGGCUCCCACCCCGCGCUCCGGGCGAGCAUCAGCUUUAAGGGGCCUGGCAGCGGUGCAGACGAGGCGGUGUCGCUGCCGGCGGCAUCCGAGCGGCUGCCUUCUGCCUUUCCGGGGGUGAGAUUCGGGCGUCUGCCUUCCUCUCGUCCUGCGCUGGCGGCCGCCUCGGCCCUCAGCCAGCAGCUCCUCUCCCGGGCACAGCACAGGGCCAACCCGCCAACCCAGAGAAGGCAAGAGGGCGUUUUCCGAAUUGCUUGUUGUCAGAGGUGUGCAUUGUUAACCAGAGUAUUUUUUAAAUUUUUUUAUCUUUUUUUAAAAUAUGUCACAUGAAAUGAA
Manis pentadactyla (Chinese pangolin) is the source of this 7602-nucleotide messenger RNA. It is a transcript of the gene SDK1, whose product is annotated as sidekick cell adhesion molecule 1. Lineage: Eukaryota; Metazoa; Chordata; Mammalia; Pholidota; Manidae. The transcript is spliced from 45 exons. Gene Ontology annotation, molecular function: protein binding. The record is from RefSeq and is a predicted model, not a curated record. Bases 342 to 6908 code for a protein of 2188 amino acids.